Molecule: messenger RNA, 1446 nt
Organism: Brassica napus (rape)
Lineage: Eukaryota; Viridiplantae; Streptophyta; Magnoliopsida; Brassicales; Brassicaceae
Product: putative hydrolase C777.06c
Exons: 9
Coding region: 108-1178 (356 amino acids)
Source: RefSeq, a predicted model, not a curated record
UUUUUUCCUCCUCGCUUCGUUCUGUUAAACAGUUUUUACUUACUCGAGGUUCCUCCUUGGCCGGAAUAUUCCAGAUUUAUACGUACGGCGACACUCGUAUAUCUCCGAUGAUGGAAGACGGUUCGAUUCCGGCAGAGAACGGCUCCGAUGGCGAUGGAUCGGCUCUGAUAUUCCUGGGAACGGGAUGCUCGAGCGCGGUCCCUAACGCAAUGUGCUUGAUCCAGAAGUCCGAUUCUCCCUGCCACGUCUGCUCUCAGUCUCUUUCGAUCCCUCCCGAGAGAAACCCUAACUACAGGGGAAACACUUCACUGCUCAUUGAUUAUUGCUCAAGUGAUGGCAAUCAUAACUACAUUCAAAUCGACGUUGGCAAGACGUUCAGGGAACAAGUCCUUCGUUGGUUCACUCUUCACAACAUUCCUCAAGUUGAUUCUAUCAUUUUGACACAUGAGCAUGCUGAUGCGGUACUUGGCCUGGAUGAUAUACGUUCCGUGCAGCCGUUUAGUCCCACCAAUGAUAUAGAUCCUACUCCUAUUUUUGUUAGCCAAUAUGCUAUGGACAGCCUUGCUGUGAAGUUCCCGUAUUUGGUUCAGAAGAAACUUAAAGAAGGACAAGAAGUUAGGCGAGUGGCACAGCUGGAUUGGAGAGUCAUCGAGGAAGAUUGUGAGAAGCCUUUUGUAGCUUCAGGAUUAUUAUUCACGCCACUUCCAGUGAUGCAUGGAGAAGACUAUGUCUGUCUUGGUUUCCUUUUUGGAGAAAAAUCCAGAGUGGCGUAUAUAUCUGAUGUCUCACGCUUUCUUCCAAGCACUGAGUAUGUUAUAUCGAAAUCUGGGGGCGGACAGUUGGAUCUCCUUAUCUUGGAUACACUAUAUAAGGUGACACAGAUCAUCCUUAGGCUUAAUGAUCAAACAUUUUAUGAAUACUGUAUGCUGAUGUUUCCACACUCUUUCUCCAUCUUUCUUUUAUUUUGCCUGCAGACAGGAUCCCACAACACCCAUUUGUGUUUCCCGCAGACACUAGAGACAAUCAAAAGACUGGGUCCGAAAAGGGCUCUUUUAAUCGGAAUGACUCACGAGUUUGAUCACCACAAAGACAACGAGUUUCUUGAGGAAUGGUCUAAAAGGGAAGGGAUUUCAGUAAAACUUGCGCAUGAUGGCUUGAGAGUCCCUAUUGAUCUAUGAAGAGGCUGACCAUCUAAGUUAGAAGAUGAGGAUGCUUGUGUGGGUCUUCUUGUCUUACGAUACAGAGAAAGCUUCAUAUCAAGAUUAUCACUAAACGAUUUUUGUUUUGUUAUCUUAAGUUGGGAUUUUUUUUUGUGUAUUCGUUAAGUUAUAGUUUAGGAUUUAAACCUUGAUUAUUAUCUUUUGAUGAUUUUGUUUCAGAUAUACCUGUUAAAAUAAUAACUAAAGAAAGAAAACAGUUCAUCUUAAAAUUACUUUAUGCUUGAAA